UAGAACAAUAUAAGUUGCGCUUUAAUAAUAAUUAUACAUUCUACACAAUUAAACGUUUUGGCACAUGCCUUCAUCAGUUUUGUUUAUUUGUACUGCAGGUUCAUUGGAUUUUAAAGUAAUUAUAUGCACUAAAUAAAUAGUACUAUUCAUGUGAAGGAAACUUGAUAAAAUCCUGAAAAGAAAAGUUGGAAAAUAAUUAUUAAAAAAAUUGUGUUAAAUUUAUUUUCAAUGAUUAUAGCAUGCAUUUAACUAAUGCUAUUAUUGAUUAGAAGAAUUAAAUAGUACUUAAAAAUGAAUGCAUCAAAUUAUUGUUUCAAAAUAUUAAUAAAUGUGUCCGCGGACACAGACUGGGGACCACUGAACACCUUCAAAUCCACUCAGCCACCCCGUUGAUCCGCGUUCAGCGAGGCAAAGAACUGAACUCAAUCCAAUGGACUCAAAGACUCUGCUAAUGGUCGCUUACAUUCUGACAUUUAUGGGUGUCCCCCGAUAUCUCCCAGGGAGGUGUAAAGAUAAUUGAACGCACCUGUCAAGACAUGACGCCCUGAUUGGGCGCACGACCAGGUUUCGGUCUUUCAUUAGGUGACCGGUUCAAAUCAAUAAAUUAGUCUUAGCCGUGAGAGAAGUGUUGUUGGUUAUCCCAGCCCUCCCUCGGAAAGUGAUUUGAUGAAAUCACUGAUUUAAAUAUUCAUAGGAUAAGACAGUGGUCGGAAAAUCGCAGCUCGCGAGCCGCAUGCGGUUCUCAAGCGACCCGAGUGCGGCUUGGCCAGCCUGUCACAAAUCCUUUUUGACUCCGAGAAACGUGAUUCUUGACGGGUUUUCUAGAAAAGAAAUGUGGCUCUCAAAAUUUUUUGUAAUCUUCCUGUGCCACUGAUUAGAAUUGUUCUUUUGAGAAUGCAUGUGUAAAAUAUUAUAAAAUUUUGUGGAAUUAUUUUUUGGAUAAUUGGGCUUGAAAUGUGAGUACAAUAAAAUAGCUUCGUAAUAAUCUUAUAAUCUGGUGACUUUAUUUCACCCAUAAAUAUUUAAUUAUUUUCAUUUAACAAAGGCUAGGGAAAAUAAUAUUUGGGGAUGGGGGAUGAGGGAAUUUAAAAAAAUUGAUGUUCCCUAAAUAAGAACUUCUUGUUAUUCUUAUAAUUAAUUUAAUUCGUUAUUUAGAUUCGUAAAAUUUAAAAUUAUAUUCUCAAAAAUAAAAUUUUACUCUAGCCUAACCCUUUAAUAAUAUUAGUAUUAGGCGAUGGAAAUAAAAGUAUUAAAAUCUGGUUUUUAAAAAAUGUAUGCCUAAGACCUACACAAUAAUUUUAACAUUAAAAAUUAGGUACCCUAUAUAAACUUAUGUUAUAUGUUAUAUUCCUUUCUAAAAUUUAGUAAAAUAAUUCAUUAUUAAUAUAAAUAUAAACUACUUAAAUUUGUUCAUAUAUUUAAGGAUCAACAAUAAUAAAUUCAUAAAUACUGAUUUGAUAGUAACAAGAAUAAUAACCAUUUUCUGCAUCUCUAUACAAUAAAAAUUAACCCUUAUCCCCCACCCCCUUAGGGAGUGCAUAUCUUUUUUUUUUUCUUUUUUUUUUUUAAUUGGUCAAAUUUAAUGAAUUAAAUAUGUAAAAUUAGGGCUAAGGAUGUAGUAUCACUGCGUCUAAACCCCAUUCUUCUGCAGGUAGUAAUGAAAAUGAAUUAUGAAUGUAAUCAAAACUCAAAAAAUGUUCACCAUAAGUUAUGCAUGAUGAAACAAAUUGCAUAAAAUUCAGUAGUGUCACCAGAUGACAAAAGUUGCAAUGUCACUAAUGAGGAAAACAAUAAUUUUAUAUACUUAGAACGCACUAAAAAUGAAAUAAUAGGAAAGCCCUUUUAGAAACAGUGCCACAAGCUUUAUUGUUAUUUUUCAAUCUGUGCCGAAUGGUGCGCAGAUGAGUAUCAAAGUGCCUUAUCGAAGUUAAAUUUUUUUGGCCUACCUUGCUACCACUUCACAACUUAAACUACUUAACAGUCCAGUCUGUCACUGUUGUUGCCCUAGGCCUAGUAACUGUUUGGAUCUAGGCAGUGUUUACACAAUGACACAGCAGAACUAAAUAUCACAACCUUUCUUUUCUGGGCUGUCAUGACACACUACUUUGAGAAUAAUUAAUUUAAUUAAUAUAUUACCAACUUUUCAGGCUCUGGUAUUUUUAAUUGGUUAUUUCCUAGCUGCUAUAAUUGAAACAUCAUAACUUUGAUACACUAUUAUUAAAAUUUAUUUGCUUGCAUAUUAAAAUUGUUGCAGUAAAUUUAAAUAGAUUGUGCAGGGUGCUGUGUGCGUGAUUCAAAGGGUCAAUAUUUUUAUGUGAGAAAAGAGGAGAGUUAAAUAAUGAAUUUAAAUUAAAAUGAAAUAAAGUCCACUUUUUGUAACUAGGACCUAGGAUAUUAGAAAAAUACAUACCAACAGAGUAGCUGAUAGGGACCGGGGUAGCAGCAACUUAAAUUAUAAUAUUUAUUAUUAUUUUACAUUUUUACUUUCAUUUUCUUGUUAAUCUAUACCCGAGAUUUUUAAUUUCAAGAGAUGUUUCUGUAAUCAAACUUAUCUAAUUUCCUUUCCAACUCUUAUUGUCUCAGAAAGGUUAUUAUUUUUAUUCUCUUUUGUUAUUUGUUUCUUUCUUUUGCUGUUGAAGGCUUUCCGACAAAAAGUCUGUAUGCUUUAUUUAUUGGAAUUUCAGGUUUUCACCUACUUUUUGAGUUGUAUUUUAUAUUUUUUAAUGCAUAUUUGCAUUUUUUAAAAUUUCUCUCCUUCAUAUUUUCAGUCUCACACAAUCCUUUUGGUUCAGCCAAACCAGCGUCCUGAGACAAGAACUUAUUCUGAUUACGAAUCCCUCAAUGAAUGUCUGGAAGGUAACCAAUGUUUGAAAUUUUUAUUCAAAUUAUAAAAUAUCACAAUUUUCAAUUUGUACACCAGGGCUAAAAAAUGUUUUUCAUGAAAUCAUUACAUGCUUUUUUUCUGAUCAAACAGUGUUGUUCCUUUUAUAACAACUUAUUUUUAAUAUUUAAAAUUUUAUGAUUUAUGAUAUUUUCUAUCCUCAGGAAUUUGUAAAAUAUUUGAAGAGCACCUGAAGCGACUACAUCCACAUGAUCCCUCAAUAACAUAUGACAUCUCACAGUUAUUUGAGUUUAUUGAUCAGUUAACAGAUUUGAGUUGCUUGGUGUGAGUACCUUAGAAUUAAUAAAACUCUCCUAAUUGCAUAAAGGAACUUGUACAUUUUUAAAAAAAGUUAUUUGUUUUCUUUUUUUUUAUCUGGGUUUAUACUUUUUUUUUAUCAGGGUUUAUCACCAUAACAUAGUUCGUCCAAUAUACCUGUCUCUUUUGUUCCGCAAAUGCACAAAUGUGUUAUUAAAUAAACUAUUGAAAAUUAGUUAAUAGAUGUUAUAAACAUAGGUAAUUAAUACAAGAGUAAUAAAUAAUAGUUUUCAUUUGAUUAUCUUUAUUUUAAAAAUAGCUAUCAGUCAAUAAACAAAAGGUUUUGUUUUACUAACAUGUAUGUUAGCUAUUUGGAAAAAAGUAAUGGCAUGAGAAUGCCUAUGUAGCAAAAGUAGAUUACUCACAUUCACAAAAUUUUAUAUUAUUGCGAGGCUGAUUGAGAUUGUGGGAAUAAGGAAAAAGUCACCAUAUGUAGAUUGGAAUUGUGGGGUUUAAAAAGCAUUGACUACUGCAUUAAACCAAAAGUGCCUUUUAAAUCUCCUUUUUCAGGUUUCAAAAGACGUAUGGUACAUAUACUCCUCACAAUAAGGACUGGCUGAAAGAAAAAAUCUAUCACAUGUUGCGUAAACAAGCUGGAAAGUGAGAAGAUCACAAUGUUUCAAUGUGCCCAACCAUCCCAUGGUUUUCAUUUUCAUCAGAUUCUUUUAAGUAUUCUUUUUAUGUUUGCCACUGUCAUAGAUGAUAAUUGUUACUUUUGUAUAUAGGCAACUAUAUCUCAUCACGAUACUGCAUCUCAUUUACCACUGAUGUACAAGUUUUAAUCUGUUUUUUUUUUAAUUCUUUAAUGAACAAAUAGCAAAAUUCUUUGUCAUGCAAAUUCUUGAUCAGCAAAUAAAUUGUUAUUUAGUGUAAAGACUCAGACAACUGAGUACCUCUAGAAAUCUUGAAAGAAUGGAGUUUUAAAUUUGAUUUUUUUGUUGGGUGUAGAUAAAUUAAUUUUAAUAAAUAAUAAGAAAGUCAUCCUGUGGCUUAGAAAUAUAACAGAUAAAAAGUUUAUUUAUAAGUGUAAUAAUGUUUUUAAAUGAUGGUAAGUUACAUUUUUGUUCCUUAGCAAGGCUGUUAUUUUUUGGCAGUUAAAAAGAUUCACAUUUUCAUAGUUUACCAUUAAGGUGAUUAAAUGUUUGGUUCUGUUAUUGUAUUGGAUUUUUAAAAGUUUUUCUAAACCUCACUACAGUAAUUAGUAUUUAAAUUGUUGUUUUCUUUGAAUCUAAAGUAUAACUGAUUUAAGAAAAAAAAUCAGUUUUUUUAUUUUAAUGCCCAAGUUUGUACAAUAUGAUACUGUAUUCCACAGUCUAACAGCAGGAGAAUCGACAUGUAAUAAAUUUGAUUUUAUGUCCCAAUUCAAUUUUCUUCAUUUAAAUUAUUUCUCAGAUAAACUUUACACUGAAUAAAGAAAUACAGUGGAUAUUUAAAUAUUCGCACUCUAGGUACUAGGUCAUCAAGCCAUGCAUUUUUUGAUUCAAAGCUUGUUCAAAAAGGAAAAAACUUAGACAAACAGAUUGCAAAAAGGACUAACAAAAACAUGUAUUUUUCAUUUUAUAAACUAUACUUUUAAAAUUUAAAGAAGUCAAGUUUAUUUUAUUUAACAAAUUUGUAUUUGAUUACCGGUACUCAUUACAAAGAGGAAAUAACUAUUUUAAAACCUUUUAUUUUUUACAUUUGAAUUCAAUUUUUUAAGCUUUAUAAUUAUUUUGAUUGAGCAUAAAUAUUUCACUUUCAGGCUCUUAAAUACACGGGCAAGUGACAAAUAGAAAUUGAUUAGCUCUAAAUUUAAUGUGCUGUCUGGGUUGCAAUAAAAUCUGAAACCUGGCAUGUCAGUAUGUGUCUAUAUUUUAAAAGAAAAGACAUAAAUGAUAGAACUAGAAGCAUUUUCUUCCCUCAUAAAUGAUAGAACUAGAAGCAUUUUCUUCCCUCAUAAAUGAUAGAAAUAGAAGCAUUUUCUUCCCUCUUUUUAAGUCAUAUACUUUCAGCCUAAUCCUGAUAAGAAACUAUUUUUUAAUAUUUUAUUCUUAUUCUCACUCUGAAUUCCUUCAUCCUACUCCACCCUCUUACCAAAACUUAUUACAACUGAUGCUCCUCUUCACUUAUCUCAUACCCUCUCCAUUUUAUAAACACCCCUUGCCCACCAGAAUACACUCCCAGCACAUGCCCCUAACCGGCUCCCAUCUUGCUCUAUACUCUGACUCACAAACUAGCCCUAUUUUAACCAAUUAACCUUAAAUUAAUAUGUAUAAUUUAUUUUUAAAAAAAACAUUAUUAGUCAUCAGUUUCGUCAUAGCUAUAGCUUUUCACCGAAGACAAUAAAUGAAUAUGAAGCUAAAAAACAGAAAGAAUCAACAGUCACAAACAAAAAUAAAUGUAUGAAUAUCCAAAACUUAAUUUUUAAAACAAAAAACUAUUUUCAUUUCACUUUUUUGAGAAUCAAGUUUAAGAUAACUGUUGAACAGACAAUAAUCUAUGUUCCAUAUUUCAUUUAAAUAAAUUCAUGGCACUCAAAAUAAUAUAUAGCCCGAAGACAUUAAAUUUACCCACUUGGCAUGUUAAAAUAGUGGUUCUGCACAAACAUGCAUGGAGCAAAAUUUAAAAUUGUAUGUACCAGUACGCCAAUACCAGGCAGUUACAUUGCAUCACAAACACCAUAAUGGAAAAUGUUUAAAAGACUAGUACUUUAUAAGCUAUAAAUAAUAAUUACAUUAAAGUCAUUAAAUAUUGUGAAUUAGUUUAAUUAAUUAAUGAAAUCUAUAAAAAUAUAAUUGUUCCAUAUUCCUUCAACUAACCAAUGAUGGGGUCAAGAUAUGCUUUUAGAAACUCUGUCUCAUCAAUUUCUUUGUACUGAACAGUCACUGAUGUUGUAGUCAAGAAACUGGCUCUGUCAAAAUCAGUAUUGGUUUGUAGAACUCUUGCUUUACCAUCCUUAACCAUAGCAAUAAAACUGGUGAC
Lymnaea stagnalis (great pond snail) is the source of this 6160-nucleotide messenger RNA. NCBI's taxonomy places the organism in Eukaryota, Metazoa, Mollusca, Gastropoda, Lymnaeidae. The record is from the annotation of a GenBank genome assembly.